Dictyostelium discoideum AX4 is the source of this 900-nucleotide messenger RNA. RefSeq lists its product as hypothetical. Lineage: Eukaryota; Evosea; Eumycetozoa; Dictyosteliales; Dictyosteliaceae. The coding region runs from base 1 to 900 and encodes 299 amino acids. The record is from RefSeq and is a predicted model, not a curated record. The transcript has 3 exons.
AUGUACGAUAGAUGGAAUAUUUAUUUUAAUCUAUGCUCUGAACACAAAAUAGGUAUUUGUAAUGGAACAGCAAAAUAUGCAUGCCAAACAAAAUAUGAUUCUAAUUGGGAUAUUCAGGAUGUAAAUGAUUUAGGAAGUUUAAAUAAAACAAAUUUCAUGGAUGAUGGUGUUACAUUAACAUAUAGAGGUUAUAUAAGUCCCGAUUCCCCUAGAGGAUGGUGUUCAGAAGGUGCAUAUGAAAUAAGCUUUCUAAUUACCAAUUUUAAUUUAUUGUGUGAUAAAGGUGUUGACAAUGUUGAUGUAUCAGAGGCAAAAGAACCCAUUAGUUGUUAUUAUAAUGUUACUCUUAAAAGUAAAAAAAUUUGUCAAUGUCCAUCGGCACUGCAAUGUAGUCAACCACAUGGUAAAUGUGUUAAUUGUGAAUGUGUUUGUGAUCAAUCUUCAAGUGGAACAUUUUGUGAAAAUUUGAUAAUUACAAUUGAUUCUAUUGGAGAUCAUGUUUGUACAAAUAUCGAACAACUAAAUGAAAUAUUAAUUAAAUGCGAUGUUGGAAAGGGUUCUGGUUUUAAAUAUGUGAUUUCAAACGAUAGAGAUUUAACUGUACAUGUUAUGAAUUUAUUUCAAUACUUUAAACCAAUAACUAUAAACCCACAAAACAAUGUUGUAUGUAUUUCACCAUGGAUUGGAAAUGACUGUAAAUCUAAAAUUAUUUCAAUUCCUCAACCAUCAUUAAAUUAUUCGAAUCCAGUUACAGACAUACAAUUGAUUGAAAAUAAGGUAGAUACUAAACUAUUCCGUUCAUUGGUAUCAAUUGUUAAAUUAAGAGAAUUAGAUUUCCAGUCUAAACAAGUGAAUUCAUUUACAUUUAUAGAAUGGGAAUAUUAUAAAAUUAAUGAAUAA